GUUUUGGUCCCCAAAAAGUCAUUUGAUUUGUGUUUUCAUUUCAUAACUCAUUAAAUCAUUGUUUAAUAAAAUAUGGGAAAAGUGGCCAAAAAGAGGCGCUCAUUGGCUGCCGAAGCGAAGAACCGCAACAACGAGUCCAAUGAGACAAAUGUCGUGGUUUUGGAUGCCGUCAGAUAUUCAGACGAACCGCCGCUUAAGAGAAAUAAGUGGAUUAACAAACAGCGAGUGCUUGUGUUGGCCACACGUGGUAUCACUUAUAGGGACAGACAUCUGAUGAAUAAUAUCAAGCAAUUGCUUCCGCACUCCAAGUCUGAGCCGAAGAUGGAGUCCAAGGACUCGACUCUUGUGGUGAACGAAAUCUGCGAAAUCAAGAAUUGCAAUAAAUGUCUCUUCUUUGAGAACCGGAAGCGCAAAGACCUCUAUAUGUGGGCAUCAAAUGUGCCGAACGGACCGUCGGCUAAGUUCUUGGUUGAGAAC
Molecule: messenger RNA, 477 nt
Organism: Medioppia subpectinata
Lineage: Eukaryota; Metazoa; Arthropoda; Arachnida; Sarcoptiformes; Oppiidae
Source: the annotation of a GenBank genome assembly